GAGCGCAGCGCAGUUCAGCAGUUUAUUAUUAUCUGUUUUUAUAAUUUUAACACACCAAUCAAAUAAUUAAAUUGUGCACUAAAUAUGGAUUUCAAUGAAUUUCGCAGCUUUGGAAAUGGUGCCAUAGAUCUUAUAAUCCGCUAUUUACAAACCAUUCGUGAACGGAAUGUACUUCCAUCAACAGAGCCAAGAUCGAUUAUUCACACUUUGCCCGAUGAAAUGCCAGAGCAUGCCGAACACUGGCAGCACAUACUGAAUGAUUUAGAGAAUAUCUUAAUACCAGCCUUAACGCAUUGGCAAUCUCCACAUUUUCAUGCGUUCUACCCAUCCAGUUCAUCGAUGGGAUCUAUAAUUGGAGAGUUACUCAUAGCGGGUAUAGGCGUUUUGGGUUUUAAUUGGGCUUCCAGCCCAGCUUGCACCGAACUAGAAAUGGUCGUGUUGGAUUGGCUUGUGAAGUUUCUUCAGUUACCACAACAUUUCAAACAUUCAACUGAAGGUCCCGGGGGUGGAGUAAUUCAGGGUUCAGCUAGUGAGUCAGUUUUGGUUUCUGUGAUAGCAGCACGAGAGCAAAUGGUGCGACGAAUAAAAUCGGAGCACCCCGAAAUGAGUGAAAGUGACAUACGAGGCAAAUUGGUGGGCUAUGCAAGCGACCAGAGCAAUAGCUGUGUAGAAAAAGCGGGCAUAUUAGCAGCUAUACCAAUCAAAUUAUUGCCAACCAAGGAAGAUUGUGUACUGCGUGCAGAAGAACUCGUAGCAGCACUGAAAGAAGAUUUAUCAAGCGGACGAAUACCAACAAUAUGCAUAGCUACACUGGGCACAACCGGCACCUGUGCUUAUGAUGACAUUACAGCGCUAGCUUCAUUCUGCCAGCGUUAUAAAAUUUGGUUGCACGUGGAUGCGGCAUAUGCAGGUGCUGCUUUGGCAUUAGAUGAAUAUAAGCAUUUACGACAAGGAUUAGAUGAUAUUGAUUCUCUGAACAUAAAUUUGCACAAAUUACUUUUGGUUAAUUAUGAUUGCGCUGUUCUGUGGCUUAAAGAUGCAAGCAAACUUGUAAAAGCAUUCCAAGUGAACCGUAUAUAUCUGCAAAAUAAUCAAAAACUAGACAACGAACUGCCAGAUUUCCGAAAUUGGCAAAUUUCAUUGGGCAGACGCUUUCGUGCACUUAAGGCCUGGAUAACUUUCCGAUCGGUGGGCGCAGAAGGACUACGAAUGAGUCUACGAAAACAUAUAGAACUGUCAGAGCGGUUCGAAAAAUAUAUUCUAGCUGACAAUCGCUUUGAACUAGUGGCCAAACGUACGCUCGGUAUUGUUUGUUUUAGGGUUAAAGGUGAUAACGAAUUGACCACCCAGUUACUACAACGUAUAUUGGAGAACAAAAAGCUGUAUAUGGUGCAAGCAGUUCAGGGAGAAAAAUUGUUUCUGCGUUUCGUUAUUUGUGGAAUGGAUACGAAAAAGGAGGAUAUUGAUUUUGCUUGGUACGAAAUUCGAACUAAACUAACUGAAUUGUUCGAGAAGCUAGGGGAACCUGAAUGCAAGGAAAGAAAGAGUAAAAUGUACGUGGAAGCUAUAAGCAAACAAAUAUCCUUUAAUCUUCAUGAUGGAAAUGUUCUUAGUAUCUCUGAAAAAUCUAAAUAAUAACA
This is a messenger RNA of Anastrepha obliqua, 1640 nucleotides long. RefSeq names its product 3,4-dihydroxyphenylacetaldehyde synthase 2 (gene amd). The transcript has 3 exons. Gene Ontology annotation, biological process: amino acid metabolic process; catecholamine metabolic process. Gene Ontology annotation, molecular function: aromatic-L-amino-acid decarboxylase activity; pyridoxal phosphate binding. The coding region runs from base 85 to 1635 and encodes 516 amino acids. NCBI's taxonomy places the organism in Eukaryota, Metazoa, Arthropoda, Insecta, Diptera, Tephritidae. The record is from RefSeq and is a predicted model, not a curated record.